Schistocerca nitens (vagrant locust) is the source of this 899-nucleotide messenger RNA. Its product is annotated as gamma-glutamylcyclotransferase-like. The record is from RefSeq and is a predicted model, not a curated record. The transcript is spliced from 4 exons. Gene Ontology annotation, molecular function: gamma-glutamylcyclotransferase activity. Lineage: Eukaryota; Metazoa; Arthropoda; Insecta; Orthoptera; Acrididae. Bases 66 to 713 code for a protein of 215 amino acids.
UAUUGGCCUGCGAAAGGCUUCAGCGGGAGUUCAGUCAGUCUUAGCGGAGGUACCAAACCUGCAGGAUGGUCUGCCGCCUCGUUACACUGGUCUUAGCAGUGACUGGUGUCUUUGUGGCGUGUCAAGUAACAACAGCUGAUGUUAAUACUACUGCUGACAGAAAUGACACAAAGGUUUACCUUGAAGAUAAAUUUCUAUAUUUUGCCUAUGGCAGUAACCUGUUGGCGAAGAGAAUACAUAUAAAUAACCCAACUGCUGUUAGAAUUUCUAAGGCCAAACUUGCGGAUUAUCGGAUUGAUUUCGGAUACUGGUCUCGACGCUGGAAAGGUGCUGCUGCCACAGUUGUUCCUGACCAAGGAAAACAUGUAUGGGGAGCUGUAUGGCAAAUGGACAAAUCCGAUAUGGACAACUUGGACAGACAAGAAGGUGUUUCAUCAGACAUUUACUUUCCGUUUGAGGUUGAAGUUGAGAAACCAGAUGGAAAGAAACUGCUGUGCCGCUGCUAUCAACUGUGUAACACUCCAACAGAGCUAAAACCAGGGCAGCCUAUUCCAGAAGACCGACUUCCCUCUGAACUGUACCUGAGUGUGAUAAUACAAGGAGCGCGAGAAACAGGUCUCCCGAAUGAAUAUAUAGAGCAGUUAGAAAAAAUAUCUCACAAUAGCUACAAAGGUGAUAACAGCACAAUAUUGUCUUCUCUGGUAUCAAGUUAAUAAGUGUGGUGUGUGCAACAUGCAUGCGCGUGCGCGCGCACACACACAGUGCACAUGUGUGAUAUUGAAGAAAAAAGACUUUACAUUUAACGUAAUGCCAAGGGUAAGAUACUGAAAUGGUUAAAAUAGUUUGACUAUUAUUAGGCUUUGUCAAUAAAAAUUAUUAAAGCUGAUCCUGUAUUUAAA